AUGUUGCGCAACCAAUAUGGCAGGCUGUCACAAGGCCUGGCCGUGAUCCUCCUCACAGGCCCGGUGACAGCACACGAACACCAUAUGGACAAGAUUCCGGAAGGCUCAGCGAUAUCCGUGGACCCUAUCGACUCCAUACUAUGGAUGCACAUCAUCUUACAGACAUUUGCUUGGGGUGUCUUGUUCCCAACAGGAAUGGUUCUCGGGAUGAUCAAAUCACGAUGGCACGUCCCCCUCCAAGUGAUCGCGUCCGGCAUGGCAGUAGUUGGAUGGUUCCUCGGCCACAAACACAAAGGCCGACAGUUCUCAGCGAACGUACAUCAGGCUUACGCUCCGAGUUUAAUGAUGAUGCUCAUUGCGCAAGCCGCCAUGGGCAUAUACCUAAAGCUCCACCUAGAGAGGGGCAUUCACGGCAAGAUCAGGAGAUAUUUCGUGAGUUUGCAUGGGAUUCUGGGCAAAAUGAUGCCACUCGCUGCCUGGGUACAAAUGCUGUUCGGCGGCAUCACUGCGCUUGGGUUUUGCAGGGCUGAGGGCGAUCACACUGGUCAAUGCUUGGCACAUUUCAUCAUGGGCAGUGCCUUCAUCGCAUACGGAAUUGUCCUGACCAUCCUGUUACUUGUUGGACAAUUCUGGCUACGCCGCACAGGAAGGAGCCAGGAGUUCUUCGACUCGCUAAUCAUCGCCGCUUGGGGUUGCGUCAACACGUUCACCGAGCAUCGAUGGGGACACCCGUGGGGUCACAAUGAUCUGCAGCACACCUCAAUGGGCAUUGUCUGGUGGUGCGCAGGUCUCGUGGGUAUCUGGCUCAGCAGAACCAGAUCUGGACGUCCAAAGAGGAAUCUUCUACCUGGCAUAGUGCUCAUUCUGACCGGAUAUGCCAUGUCUGCUCAUCCUCAACACCUACCGCUCUCUACAAUGAUUCACACGAUAUUUGGUUACACCUUGAUGGGUGCAGGUGUCACCCGUAUUAUCGAAAUUUCCUUUGUUGUCAAGGAUCGACAGACAUUUUCUGAUGACGACUGGCAUGAGCCAAACAGCUUCCAAUACAUUCCGUGCUUUCUCCUGUUUGCGUCCGGCUUUCUCUUCAUGGGCGCAACAGAAGAGCAAAUGCAACUCCUGUCCGAUGCCGGGGUCACGCAUGUCUCUUACAUCCUAAUACUGUACAGCUUUGCGUUCCUCAUGUUCCUCUUUGUCAACAUGCUUCUGACCCUAUAUGCCUCCCAUGCUUUCCCAGAGAAGAAGAAACCCGACACAGAGAACCAGGUACCACGUAUGAAUGGCGCGGCCAAUGGGCAUAUUCGCGCCAACGAUCGGAGAGUACAGGAUGCUGAGGAGUUUGAGCUUCACGGACUCAUGUCCGAUGAUGAGCCAGAUAGUCCGACUCUCGCAGAGACCAAGGAGGGACGACACGCUGACUGAGCCUGGACAUCUCCUUUCCCAGCUUACUUUCAGUCGCGGCAAAGGCGUUCUUGUGUCUAUACCUCUUGCAUAGCUCUUCUCCACUGUAGCUUCUUUGAAC
This is a messenger RNA of Pseudovirgaria hyperparasitica, 1519 nucleotides long. RefSeq lists its product as uncharacterized. The transcript has 5 exons. The record is from RefSeq and is a predicted model, not a curated record. Bases 1 to 1419 code for a protein of 472 amino acids. NCBI's taxonomy places the organism in Eukaryota, Fungi, Ascomycota, Dothideomycetes, Acrospermales, Acrospermaceae.